GGUGCAGCAGACAUUCCUGGUAGCACGGAGAACCAUUCGUGGUCGUAAAAGAGGCGGUUGUUCGAAAUCUCCAGAGCCCAGGCAGAGAGUCACCACGCCAAUACUACGAGCAAACCGUAGGUGAACCAGAAAUGUUAGGGAAAACAAGGCAACGCCGUAGCCAACGUCCCAGACAUGCAGCAGGAGGCCGUUGGGUAACGCCGCCCGGCCAGCUCUUCUCCCCGGCCGUUCCUCCCUGAUUAAUUCAAACCAGGAGUCUUGCUCCGCUCCCGAUUCCGCGUCGUUCCGUUCCUGAACCGAGGAGGGUUCCGUUUCGGACUCAUCAUCAGGCCUAUUCAAGAGCUGAAUCGUACAAGGAAGCGCGGGGUGGUCUCUAGCGUUUGGUUUGCAUUGACACGAUCGACAUUCCGAUGACGACGUCGUCUCUGUCGUCGGCGCUGAGCUCGAUGGAGGUGAUGCUGGACGCGCUCAUGCAGAGAGGGAUCGGGAAGCCGGACGACAAGCCCAAGGAGGACACAGCGCCUCCGGCGCUGCCCACACGCCCCACCGUGAGAGGCCGGCCUCCCUCCGUGCAUAGGCCGGGUUCCCCGGCACCAUGGCUUAAUCGGCCACCCUUGGCCCCGAUUCCUCCGCCGCCCCAGGAAGAAGAAGAAGAGGAACGGGACAAGGAGAAAUGCACAAUCAAUUUGGAGCUGGAAAUGCGGGCUAUCAAGGCGGAGGAAGAUGUGAAGCAGAGAGACGACGACGUGAGACACAAGGACGAGGAGAUCUCCGGGCUGAGACAGCAGGUCGAGCACUACGAGUCCCGGCUCUCGGAGUGCGAGGCCAAGAUGAGGGCCGUGGAGGAGGAGCUGCAGAGGCAGAUCGCCGCCCUGCAGCAGCAGGUAGAGGCACGCUCAUUGCAGAUGGCUCGGAGCGUUGCGAGUAGACCGUCGACGAGCUGCCAUCACCGCCGGGAACUAUCCAGCGUCGGUAUCACGCGGGCUCCGCAGCCUCCGGUCGCAACGGCGGCAGAGGAGGCGUCAUCCGUCAAGCGCCCGGAGCAGCAUGCCGACGUUGUCACGAAGAAGAACCAGGGGGCGCCGGAGAACCUCGCGGAGGAGUUCGUGCGGGAGAAGCAGGCGUUCGAGCACGCAGCAAAGGCGGUGGCCGAGGUGAAGCCGGGCACCAUGUCCGUCGACGAGCUCAGGAUGCUGAAGCGGCAGUUCGUCGCCUGGAGGAAGGAGUACGCGACGCGGCUGCGCAAGGCCAAGGCGGAGCUCAGGAAGCGCGUGCACUCGGAGAAGAGCCACGGCCACGGCCACGACCAAGCUGCUGGCCACGGCGGCAACCAGCGGCGCCGGUGGUGCGGCUGGUGGAGGACGAUCAAGAUGCCCAAGUUCAGGGCCCCGAAGAGGUGCUGCACUUGCGCCAUCAAGUUCCCAAGCCCUUCGUCCUGCUGUUCCUGCUUUUCUUGCUGCUUUCGGCGCCACCGAUAGUCAUGCGGAUGAGAAGAAGACUACCGGGGGCCGGAGAGAAGAGUUCAUUGUAACUUUGUAGUGUAUAUUGCUGGUGUGAACUGUUGAUCUGCUGCAAAAAUUCUGAAUCUCUAUUAAUGUUCA
Messenger RNA from Lolium perenne, 1601 nucleotides. RefSeq lists its product as uncharacterized. NCBI's taxonomy places the organism in Eukaryota, Viridiplantae, Streptophyta, Magnoliopsida, Poales, Poaceae. The record is from RefSeq and is a predicted model, not a curated record.